Messenger RNA from Cyphellophora attinorum, 960 nucleotides. RefSeq lists its product as uncharacterized. The coding region runs from base 1 to 960 and encodes 319 amino acids. The transcript has a single exon. Lineage: Eukaryota; Fungi; Ascomycota; Eurotiomycetes; Chaetothyriales; Cyphellophoraceae. The record is from RefSeq and is a predicted model, not a curated record.
AUGAGCUUUCUCGGUAGUAUGCUCGACUCGAUCGGGUCAGGCAAGGCACCUCCGCCCAGGCCGCAGCAUGCUAAGCCGACCGGUGCUGGCGUCCCUCGCACAGCGUCCCCUGCUCCGAAGCCACAGCAUUCAACGACUGGCGUAUCUCAGGCAAGCACUCUCAAGCGGAAAGCCGAAGACACCGCAUCGGUCUCUACCAACAAGGCCAACAAGCCAAUCACAGCUCCGCCUGGUACGAUUCCUGCUAAGAAGCCGACACUGCCAGCGAAGCCGGUCCCAUCAGUGGCCAGCAAACUCGCUAGCACAACUCAGCCAGCAACGCAGGUCCGAGAUAGCAAUCACAAGACCACUACAAUUGCUCCUGCCUCUCCAGCAAAGCCGGCGCCAGCCAAGGGAUCUUUUGCUGAUCUGAUGGCAAGAGCCCAGGCGCAGAACGCUCCUCAGACUUUCGGCAUAAUCAAACACACCAAGGCUACGCCGAAGGAGAAGUUGUCUCGAAGAGAGCAAGAGCGUCGCAACGCCAAGGCUAGUACGCGGACUGAGAAGUCAGGCAGCGGAGCAAUUGGUAAGCCUGAGAAGAGCCGCAGUGCUAGUCCUACGAAGGAUGCGGUGCAAUCAGGCCGAAUCACAAAGCCCGGCCCUCCGAAGUCGACCUACAAAGGCACACUGGGCUUGUCUACGGGCCGCAGCAAACCCCGCCAGGCAAACAAAUCUCGGUUCGACGACUACCUGGGCACAGACGAGGAAGAUAACAGUGAGAUUGAAGACCAGGGCGAGGAUGGCUACGAGAGCUCAGACAUGGAAGGCGGCUUCGACGACCUUGAGAUGGAGGAGGCGCAGGCCAUCAGAGUUGCAAAGCAAGAAGACGCUCGGGAAUUGGCAGAGGAGAAUCGCCUGAAGGCUGAGAAAGAAGAGCGUCGACGUCGAUUGGCUGCUCUUGCGAAGAAGGGGCGGAAGUAG